Messenger RNA from Paracoccidioides brasiliensis Pb18, 369 nucleotides. Its product is annotated as ubiquinol--cytochrome-c reductase subunit 7. Bases 1 to 369 code for a protein of 122 amino acids. The record is from RefSeq and is a predicted model, not a curated record. Gene Ontology annotation, biological process: mitochondrial electron transport, ubiquinol to cytochrome c. The transcript is spliced from 4 exons.
AUGUCUGCGCCCUCCCUCAUCAAUUAUAUCAACGUACGGCCAUGGCUCAAGCGAUUGCUGAUGCCACUCGCCAACUGGCAUGCCAAUGCUUCUGGAUACAGACAACUAGGACUGAGAGCCGAUGACCUGAUCCCUGAAGAGAACGAUACCGUCCAGCUGGCAAUUCGAAGGCUUCCUCCCAAGGAAGCUUAUGACCGUGUCUUUCGCAUCCGACGCGCAUUCCAGUGCUCAAUCGAACAUCAGCUCCUCCCUAUCGAACAGCAAACCAAGCCAGAAGAGGACGUCGAAUAUCUCAGCCCCAUUAUCCGAGAGAUCGAACGUGAGAACAAGGAACGGGAUGAGCUUGAUAACCUUGUCAUCAAGCGAUAA